GUAGCACCGGUGCCACUGGCACAACCGGCACCAGCACCACCGGUAGCACCGAUACCACCAGCACAACCUGCACCAGCACUACCAGUAGCACCGGUACCAUCGACACAACUGGCACCAGCACUACCGGUAGCACCGGUACCAUCGACACAACUGACACCACCGGUAACACCGACGCCACCGGCACAUUUGAAAGAUGCGACCAACAAACGAAUAAACGAAGCGAUGCGGCGCGCUAUAAAUAAAGAAAAAAAAAAUGAGACCAAAAGUGCCGGUGGCGCCGGGAUACGCAGCGGCGCCGGGAUACGCAGCGCCGGGGUACGCAGCGGCGCCGGGAUACGCAGCGCCGGGAUACGCAGCAGCGCCAGGAUACGCAGCGGCACCAGGAUACGUAGCGGCGCCGGGAUACGCAGCGCCGGGGUACGCAGCGGCGCCGGUAUACGCAACACCGGGGUACGCAGCGGCGCCGGGAUACAUAGCGCUGGGGUACGCAGCGACGGCGCCAGGCUAUAUGUCCGUAUCAGGCUAUAUGCCAGGAUGCAAUCAUGGUGA
Trachymyrmex cornetzi is the source of this 549-nucleotide messenger RNA. RefSeq lists its product as uncharacterized. Lineage: Eukaryota; Metazoa; Arthropoda; Insecta; Hymenoptera; Formicidae. Bases 223 to 549 code for a protein of 108 amino acids. The record is from RefSeq and is a predicted model, not a curated record. The transcript is spliced from 2 exons.